This is a messenger RNA of Linum tenue, 720 nucleotides long. Lineage: Eukaryota; Viridiplantae; Streptophyta; Magnoliopsida; Malpighiales; Linaceae. The record is from the annotation of a GenBank genome assembly.
AUGAACUGGAUCAAAGAAAACGUCGAGCCUUACCUCCCCGGAACCAAAAUCGUGGGAAUCGCCGUCGGAAACGAAAUCCUUGGCGGCACGGACAUCGAGAUCUGGGAAGCCUUACUCCCUUCCGUCAAAAACGUCUACGCCGCCCUCCAACGCCUCAAUCUCCACAAGAAGAUCGAGCUCUCAAGCCCUAAUUCCGAAGCCGUCUUCGCCAAUUCGUUUCCUCCUUCCGCCUGCAUAUUCCCACCCGACAUCGCGGUGUACAUGGUUCCAUUGCUCCAAUUCUUCUCCCAAAUUGGAUCCCCAUUCUACAUCAACGCGUACCCAUACUUAGCCUACAAGAGCGAUCCAGAGCACAUCGACCUCAAUUACGCAAUUUUCCAGCCCAAUUCGGGGAUCUUCGACGCGAAGACGAAUCUCCACUACGACAAUAUGUUCGACGCCCAGGUGGAUGCGGCCUACGCCGCGCUGGAGAAGGCAGGGUUCGAGAAGAUGAAGGUGAUUGUUUCGGAAACAGGAAAAGAAGCGUACAAAAAAUUUGGUUGCUCCUCCUACUUCUGUCGAUCCGGAUGGGACGAUGAUCCUGCAGGCGUCGAAUUGGCAGGUUCUCGCUCCAGUUACCCGACGACCACGUUUUGGGUCAUUGAAGAACGAAGCUUGAAUAGGAGGGGAGGGAGCUUGUUCAUUUUCAUCGGCAGGGGACGGCGUCGAGAACUAAAAUAA